Molecule: messenger RNA, 6462 nt
Organism: Oncorhynchus masou masou (cherry salmon)
Lineage: Eukaryota; Metazoa; Chordata; Actinopteri; Salmoniformes; Salmonidae
Product: GTP-binding protein Di-Ras1-like
Exons: 5
Coding region: 323-919 (198 amino acids)
Biological process (GO): signal transduction
Cellular component (GO): plasma membrane
Molecular function (GO): GTP binding; GTPase activity; GDP binding
Source: RefSeq, a predicted model, not a curated record
GAUGAUCCGCAAGCCAUAGAGGGAUCGAUGGAGACUGGUAUAGAUGGAGACAUACCGAUAGAGGGAGGGAAGAAAGACAUCGUGUCACUAGAACUGUAGUGUAUGGGAAUAUCAAGUAGAGAGAGAAAGAGAUAAAUAUAGCAUCAACAACGAGAGAGAUAGUGAGAGAGAGAACACGGGCUGUGAAUUCGCGGACGACAUGAGAUUUCUACAUGAAUAGUAUAAAAUGCUGUAAAACUCAGCGUUUUGCCUUACAAACGUGUUGUCAGACGACAGCCACUAAAACAGGACUACACAUCAAGUUCAGGCAGUAGGGGGCAGCAUGCCUGAGCAGAGUAAUGACUACAGGGUGGUGGUGUUUGGAGCGGGGGGAGUGGGGAAGAGCUCCCUGGUCCUACGCUUCGUUAAAGGCACCUUCAGGGACACCUAUAUUCCCACUGUGGAGGACACCUAUCGACAGGUGAUCAGCUGUGAUAAGAGUGUGUGUACGCUCCAGAUAACUGAUACAACAGGCAGUCACCAGUUCCCUGCCAUGCAGAGGCUGUCCAUAUCCAAAGGACAUGCCUUCAUACUGGUCUACUCUGUAACCAGCAAACAGUCACUGGAGGAACUCAAGCCUAUCUACCAACAGGUGAUAGCCAUAAAGGGGAACAUAGAGGCCAUCCCCAUCAUGUUGGUGGGCAACAAGAGUGAUGAGACCCAGAGAGAGGUGGAGACUAAAGAUGGAGAGGCACAGGCGACCACGUGGAAGUGUGCGUUCAUGGAGACGUCAGCUAAGACCAACCACAACGUGACCGAGCUGUUCCAGGAGCUGCUCAACCUGGACAAGAAGAGAAACAUGAGUCUCAACAUCGACGGGAAACGGUCCGGGAAACAGUCCAGAGCUGAGAGACUGAAGGGAAAAUGUAGUGUCAUGUAGAGAGGAGGAGAGGAGAGAGGGAUGGAGGAAGGGAGGAAGGAAGGAAGGGAGGUAACAAGGAAGACAGAAAGUGUGAGGAUAGAAGGGAAGGAGAGGGAGAGAAAGAGAAGAGAGUGAAGAGACCUCAGGACCACUGGUGGGUUCUAUACCUCUCCCUCUCCCUAUCCUCCUCUCUCAUCUCCUGUCUGCCUGACCAGGGUCCUAACCAUCCAUACAGUCCCACUGUAGUGAAAAGAUUUGGGGGGGGGGGGUUGUCUGAACACGACUCGAACCCGCAACCCUGCAUCUGUCAGCAUCAGUCCAACACCUCAGCCAUUACGCCGUGAGGUCCCAACCUCUUGGCGAGGUCACUAGAUGUUACACUAGGGACACUCCAACAUAAUGUACAUAUCCUAUGUAUACAUGGCCUCCCUCCCUAGCACCUCUGAAAGACACAGACAGUAUACCCCCUAACCGUCUCUGUCAUCAUGCAAAAUGGAGAAUCCUCUUAACUCCUCAUUCAAAAAUGGCUUCUAAAUCAUUACUUGAACUGGAGAAACGUUGAACUUGUGACAUCAACAAUCCCUCUAAGACUUUAGCUCAGUGUUAAAACAAGGGAAGGGCAGUGGUUCACGUCUGACUUGGAAUCCAAGGAAAGAGAACCUGGGAAAGAAAGAUGUGGUAGUUGGACUGAAAUGUUAAGAAGUCUGCCUGGGACACUUGGUAGUUGGACUGAAAUGUUAAGAAGUCUGCCUGGGACACUUGGUAGUUGGACUGAAAUGUUAAGAAGUCUGCCUGGGACACUUGGUAGUUGGACUGAAAUGUUAAGAAGUCUGCCUGGGACACUUGGUAGUUGGACUGAAAUGUUAAGAAGUCUGCCUGGGACAUUUGGUAGUUGGACUGAAAUGUUAAGAAGUCUGCCUGGGACACUUGGUAGUUGGACUCAAAUGUUAAGAAAUCUGCCUGGGACACUUGGUAGUUGGACUGAAAUGUUGAGAAGUCUGCCUGAGACACUUGGUAGUUGGACUGAAAUGUUAAGAAGUCUGCCUGGGACACUUGGUAGUUGGACUGAAAUGUUAAGAAGUCUGCCUGGGACACUUGGUAGUUGGACUGAAAUGUUAAGAAGUCUGCCUGGGACACUUGGUAGUUGGACUGAAAUGUUAAGAAGUCUGCCUGGGACACUUGGUAGUUGGACUGAAAUGUUAAGAAGUCUGUCUGGGACACUUGGUAGUUGGACUGAAAUGUUAAGAAGUCUGCCUGGGACACUUGGUAGUUGGACUGAAAUGUUAAGAAGUCUGCCUGGGACAUUUGGUAGUUGGACUGAAAUGUUAAGAAGUCUGCCUGGGACACUUGGUAGUUGGACUGAAAUGUUAAGACGUCUGCCUGGGACACUUGGUAGUUGGACUGAAAUGUUGAGAAGUCUGCCUGAGACACUUGGUAGUUGGACUGAAAUGUUAAGAAGUCUGCCUGGGACACUUGGUAGUUGGACUGAAAUGUUAAGAAGUCUGCCUGGGACACUUGGUAGUUGGACUGAAAUGUUAAGAAGUCUGCCUGGGACACUUGGUAGUUGGACUGAAAUGUUAAGAAGUCUGCCUGGGACACUUGGUAGUUGGACUGAAAUGUUAAGAAGUCUGCCUGGGACACUUGGUAGUUGGACUGAAAUGUUAAGAAGUCUGCCUGGGACACUUGGUAGUUGGACUGAAAUGUUGAGAAGUCUGCCUGAGACACUUGGUAGUUGGACUGAAAUGUUAAGAAGUCUGCCUGGGACACUUGGUAGUUGGACUGAAAAUGUUAAGAAGUCUGCCUGGGACACUUGGUAGUUGGACUGAAAUGUUAAGAAGUCUGCCUGGGACACUUGGUAGUUGGACUGAAAUGUUAAGAAGUCUGCCUGGGACACUUGGUAGUUGGACUGAAAUGUUGAGAAGUCUGCCUGAGACACUUGGUAGUUGGACUGAAAUGUUAAGAAGUCUGCCUGGGACACUUGGUAGUUGGACUUUGGUUGGCUGGACGAUGGAGUGGACUUGGAACAUGUGAAGAGGUUUUAGAAAAGUUAGUUACGGGAUUUGGACUAGGAAUACUGCGGAUGAUGUCGUUGGGAAUGUUUGCGUCGGUUGGCUUUGGCCCUUGUUGUUUCAUGUGAGGAGCCUUUCUGUUGGCCUUGUGUUUCCCAUGCCAAGCAGCUGAAUCCUCUUCGUACACAGAGAAGCACAGAGAGGAUGGAGUGACGACUCUACUCGACGGAGGGAAGACACUCGAUUAGUUUAAUGCCAUGCAAAUACCAUCACAUUGCACUUAAUGUCACACAUACACACACAAAUAUAAAUGCACACGCACACGCUUUUUGGAAACCAGUGGUCAAUCACCAAGUGUAUUCCUACAUAGUAUGUACAUGAAAAAGGAGUGAUAUUAUUAUGUAAAUGUCAUUAUAUUAUUGUCCCAAACACCUCUAUUGGUUUAUGUAAAGCAAUAAGGCUGUUUGUCAAAGUACAGAAUAUAUACUCCAGGUGGGAGUUGCCCCUAACCCACAGAUCUAGGAUCAGCUUACUCCCCAAAUCACAACUUUAACCAUUAGGGGGGAAUGCAAAACUGAUCUUAGAUCAGCAUUUAUGGACAAAGUCAUCCUACUUCUUACUAUACAGAAGAGCUAAAAGCACAAUCAUUUGAUUGACGUUGUGUUUUUGUUUUACCAUGUUCCGUUUUCUAUCUUGCAGAAUAAAUAACUGUCAAUAUAUUUUGAACAGAGGUGGGGUAAGGAGGGAACAGCUCUCCUGCAGUUAUUAUUCCAGGUGACUUGUAAUGUGUACAGUGUUUAAACGUGUGUUAAGGUCACCAUAAGGCUGUGGAUUGGUUAUAUAGCACGGUAUUGUAACAAAACAGACAAAAAGGUUAAGCUUGCAUCACAAAUGGCACCCUAUUCCCUAUAAAGUGCACUACUUUUUUUUAAUGCUCUGAUCUAAAGUACUUCACUAGUAAUUCUAGUAGGGUCUAUAUAGGGUACUAUUUAGAACACACUAUGUAGAACACACUAUGUGAGGGAACCCAGAUCUAAACUGUCUUUCUGGAAUAACACCGUUGGACCCAAAGAAGUAGAAAACACCCCUUCAUAUCUCUCUCUAAUAAAGUAGCACGGAAUUGAUUCGAGUUUCAACCAGGGAUUGGAGUUCAUUUUCAAUUCAGAAUAUUCAUUGAAAUUCUGUUCAUGAAAGGAAAAAUCUGUCAUUGAAAAACAAUGGGCAAAUUGAAUAGACUGAAUUAGAAAGAGAAAGGUCCCCAUCCCUGGUGGCCACUGUGUAUAGGGUAUUGAGAAGGUACGUUGUGUUGCUAUGUGCUGUGUUAUACUUAUGGCCCAAAUGUUUUCCUGACCUCAUGCCCUGACCAGGAACACGCUGAUCCCCAGUUGUAGGCUAUAGCUAAGGCUCAGGGUUGUUCCUGUUCAGAUCACAUGCUCAGGAAAAGGUCCUGGAUCUGAUGAGAAAACAGUGUUAUAGAGCAGUAUUACACUAGAACUAUAAUAAAGUAGACAGUCAUCUAUUAUUCAGAUCAGAUUGACCCGCAUUUUAGUGAAUUAUGUGGAACGUUCUACAUCAAAUAGUAUUAAACUAGUAUGUUGUGUGUGUGUGUGUGUGUGUGUGUGUGUGUGUGUGUGUGUGUGUGUGUGUGUGUGUGUGUGUGUGUGUGUGUGUGUGUGUGUGUGUGUAUGUGUGUGUGUGUGUGUGUGUGUACAGUGCACUCAACAGUGUUAGUUUGAGUCAGCACAGACACAUUUACCCCAUCCUCCCACAAUAUUCAGUGUGUGUGUUAAUGCGGUUUUAUGAAGUGUCUGUCAGAGGUUCCCUGUGGAGAUGACCCACACGUUCUGCAUGAGUCAGACUGCUGAGGCUCAAACACACACACACACACACACACGUACUGUACACAGUACACACACACAUAAAUACACAGGCAUACCAAGCAGACAGAGAGCAGUCCUCUGUGCCACAGAAACCUCAUUAUCUGCGUGUCUCAUGCGGCACCCUAUCCCCUGAUGUGAUUCUGGUCAAAAGUAGUGCACUACAUAGGGAGUAGGGUGUCGUGAGGUUUGCACAUUGUCUCUUUUUCUGCACUGCUGUGUCACCCUGUAAACCGUCUGUUGUACGCUUCCUAUGAGUUUUACCACUCCCCUUCACUCCACAUCUGUAUAUAGCUGUAAAUAGCUAUUAGAGUUAUAUAGCUGGAGGUGGAUAUAGAGUCUAUAGAGGAUUUAGGAACGUUAGGGAAUGGUGACAUCAUGGCCCCCUUUGCCCUCUUCAUAAGAUUGUGGGUAGUGUGGUUCUCUUAGGAGUGAAAAGAUAGAGCUGCCAACUGUGAUUCCACAGAUCAUUAUUAUAAUCAGAGAAGGGGUGGGCCCUGAGGAAGAUCUCUCACCUCACUGCCCAAAUGGGCAGAGUCCUCUAGAAAUGAACCAAUGAGAGGUUUUCUUUUUUCGCGUGUGUAGUUUAGAGUGCUGGAUCCUGUCUUGAGAUCCACACACAAAACUAGACUUUCCUCACAAAUAUAUCAAUAACAUGAUUUACGUGAAAGUCUGAUUUUAGGAAUGGGUUCAGAGAGCAUUCCUAUAAUGACUCAGGAAUGGACAAAGAAGCUGCUGUAUGGCUGAAUAAAAACCAAGAUCGAAACACACAGAACAGAGCUGAUAUGAUUCUAGAAUAGAUUAUACAAGCCAGAUAGUGUCUGUUCUACGCAGUUUCUACCUGAAAAAGCCCAUACAGCCUUUCACUGAUGUGUGUUAUCAGAAAGUCAUGUAGCUGGAAAGAGGGUUGCAGAAGAGAAGUGGCACAAAGGACUAUGGGAAGAGUAGUUCAUUGAGUGUAGUUAAUCAGAAACAUGUUCUAUAAACUCAAGCCUACCAAGGACACAGUUUGGAAUGUUUGCAUCACCCCAGAUCAUACUAUCAGCCCAGAAACAACUCCUUGCCACUAGAAGUUCAAAUAUCUGAAGGGACUGGAUAGGGGACAGGGUUAACUAUUAGGCUUUGGGGAACUUCCGCCAUAUUGUUUACACUUGUCUGCUCUGCCAAACACAAAACGUGGAAGUGCCUCAAAGUUGUUUCUGGACCGGGCCUUUGAGGGGUGCAAUGACUUCUGGGUAGUGUAGUUCUACUAACCUCCAUCUCUGUCCUUCCCUCCCUGCAUGUCCCCAAUAAGUGUUCCUCCCAGCCAGCAUGAGAACCAAUAAGGACGCAAACUGUGAAAUUAACAUAUUUCUAUUUUAUUAUUAUAAUUCUUCUGCAUUAAUAUUGGCUUUGGUUUGAAAAGUGUAACUGUUUUUAAUCUCUUGUUGUUUUUGUAAACAUGUUUUUUGUUUGGACCUUUUUUUAACAUAAUGAUCAUGUAUAGACAUUUUAUUAUUUUAUUUUUAAUAUAAUUAUUAUAAUAAUUAUUCUAGCUAUUUAUUCUAGCAAUAGUCUUCCUACUAUAAUGUACUGUGGCAAUGCAUCCUAACUAUAAGAUAUAAGAUAUGUAUAUGAAGAAAUUAUCAUAUUGAAUCUGCAAAAGGAUUUUCCUAAUAAAAACAACAGUUAAGAA